Anopheles merus is the source of this 564-nucleotide messenger RNA. RefSeq lists its product as uncharacterized. The transcript is spliced from 3 exons. Bases 94 to 564 code for a protein of 156 amino acids. Lineage: Eukaryota; Metazoa; Arthropoda; Insecta; Diptera; Culicidae. The record is from RefSeq and is a predicted model, not a curated record.
GAUCAAAAUGAACCGCUGGUUUGUGACGGCAACGUAAAUUUGCCCGGAUACUGCUGUUUAAGCUGCAAUUUCACGCUAACGUUGGUUGUUUAUAUGAUAAAGGCAGAUGUUACCCAUAAUCUCAAAAUGGUCAAUACAUCUGUCACAUUGCGGAAGUGUGGUUCGUCAACUAUAAGGAAAACUGUUGAUUUUCGUAUUGGAGUGCUAGAACCAAUUCCAGACAUACUGGUGUCUACCAUAUACUACGUACCCAACCUAGUUGGCAAGCAUGAAAAAGCGUUCUACAAUCGGACAAUAAACUUUUGCACCUACUUACGGAAUCCUUUUACCGAUCGGGUACUGAAGAUCAUCUACGAACAUUUAGAUCAGCGUGGAAAUCUUCCCAAGCGAUGCCCUGUAGCUACGGGAACGUACACCUUUAAAACGUGCUUCGACGGUAUCCAGGUGCCGAGCUUUUUUCCCGAAAGUAGCUUUCGCGUUGACGUAUACUUCCGUCGACCCAACAGCGCACCGUUCUUUCAGAGCAGUUGGUUUGGCGAGAUGCGCAAAGAAUCCAGAAUAUAG